Messenger RNA from Caenorhabditis elegans, 3266 nucleotides. It is a transcript of the gene unc-32, whose product is annotated as V-type proton ATPase 116 kDa subunit a 1. The transcript is spliced from 10 exons. Gene Ontology annotation, cellular component: proton-transporting V-type ATPase, V0 domain; membrane; synapse. Gene Ontology annotation, biological process: proton transmembrane transport. Gene Ontology annotation, molecular function: proton-transporting ATPase activity, rotational mechanism. The record is from RefSeq and is marked reviewed. Bases 14 to 2731 code for a protein of 905 amino acids. NCBI's taxonomy places the organism in Eukaryota, Metazoa, Nematoda, Chromadorea, Rhabditida, Rhabditidae.
AGAAUCAACUAGAAUGGGUGAUUACGUGACUCCCGGCGAGGAGCCACCACAACCGGGCAUCUAUCGAAGUGAGCAGAUGUGCCUGGCUCAACUCUACCUUCAAUCUGAUGCUUCCUAUCAAUGCGUUGCUGAACUGGGAGAGCUCGGACUUGUUCAGUUUCGUGAUCUUAAUCCCGAUGUGAGCUCCUUCCAACGAAAAUAUGUAAAUGAAGUCAGACGGUGUGAUGAAAUGGAACGAAAAUUGAGAUAUCUUGAACGAGAAAUUAAAAAAGAUCAGAUCCCGAUGCUGGAUACUGGUGAGAAUCCAGAUGCUCCACUUCCACGAGAAAUGAUUGAUUUGGAGGCAACAUUCGAAAAACUCGAGAACGAACUUCGCGAGGUCAAUAAGAACGAGGAAACGCUGAAGAAAAACUUUUCAGAGCUCACAGAGCUGAAACAUAUUUUACGAAAGACUCAAACUUUCUUCGAAGAGGUUGAUCAUGAUCGGUGGCGAAUUCUGGAAGGCGGAAGUGGACGACGAGGACGUUCUACAGAACGUGAAGAAACGCGACCCCUUAUUGAUAUUGGAGAUAUGGACGACGAUUCAGCUGCACGGAUGUCAGCUCAAGCUGCGAUGCUACGUCUUGGAUUUGUUGCUGGUGUAAUUCAACGGGAACGUCUUCCCGCAUUUGAGCGACUUCUUUGGAGAGCGUGUCGUGGUAAUGUCUUCUUGCGAACAAGCGAGAUUGAUGAUGUACUCAAUGAUACGGUCACUGGAGAUCCAGUCAACAAGUGCGUCUUCAUCAUCUUCUUCCAAGGAGAUCAUCUUAAAACGAAAGUUAAGAAAAUUUGUGAAGGAUUCCGCGCAACGCUUUACCCCUGUCCUGAUACUCCACAAGAAAGACGAGAAAUGUCAAUUGGUGUGAUGACUCGUAUUGAAGAUCUCAAAACUGUUCUCGGACAGACACAGGAUCAUCGUCAUCGUGUUCUUGUCGCUGCAUCGAAGAAUGUUCGAAUGUGGCUCACAAAAGUACGGAAAAUCAAGUCGAUCUACCAUACACUAAACCUUUUCAAUAUCGAUGUUACACAAAAGUGCUUGAUCGCCGAGGUUUGGUGUCCGAUUGCUGAGCUUGAUCGUAUCAAGAUGGCGCUGAAACGUGGAACAGAUGAGAGUGGAAGUCAAGUUCCGUCAAUUUUGAAUCGAAUGGAGACAAAUGAAGCUCCUCCGACAUACAAUAAGACGAACAAGUUCACAAAAGGAUUCCAAAACAUUGUUGAUGCAUAUGGAAUUGCAACAUAUCGAGAAAUAAAUCCAGCUCCAUACACAAUGAUCUCGUUCCCUUUCCUUUUUGCUGUGAUGUUCGGUGAUAUGGGGCACGGAGCCAUCAUGUUACUUGCUGCUCUUUUCUUUAUUCUCAAAGAGAAACAACUCGAAGCGGCACGAAUCAAAGAUGAGAUCUUCCAAACAUUCUUUGGAGGUCGUUAUGUGAUCUUUUUGAUGGGAGCUUUCUCAAUAUACACUGGAUUCAUGUACAAUGAUGUCUUCUCGAAAAGUAUCAACACAUUUGGGUCAUCAUGGCAGAAUACAAUUCCUGAAAGUGUUAUUGAUUAUUACCUGGACGACGAGAAACGAUCAGAAUCUCAGCUUAUUCUUCCACCAGAGACAGCUUUUGAUGGAAAUCCGUAUCCAAUUGGAGUGGAUCCAGUUUGGAAUCUUGCCGAAGGAAACAAAUUGUCAUUCCUCAACUCGAUGAAAAUGAAAAUGUCCGUAUUAUUCGGAAUUGCUCAAAUGACAUUCGGAGUUCUCCUCUCAUAUCAAAAUUUCAUAUAUUUCAAAUCUGAUCUUGAUAUUAAGUACAUGUUCAUUCCACAAAUGAUAUUCUUGUCAUCGAUAUUCAUUUAUCUGUGCAUCCAAAUCCUUUCAAAAUGGCUAUUCUUCGGUGCUGUUGGUGGAACUGUUCUUGGCUACAAGUAUCCUGGUUCGAAUUGUGCUCCAUCCCUUCUCAUCGGUCUCAUCAACAUGUUCAUGAUGAAAAGUCGUAAUGCUGGAUUUGUGGAUGACAGUGGUGAAACAUAUCCACAGUGUUAUUUGAGCACUUGGUAUCCUGGACAGGCAACAAUCGAAAUAAUACUUGUGGUGUUGGCGUUGGUGCAGGUUCCGAUUAUGUUGUUUGCGAAACCAUAUUUUCUGUAUCGCCGAGACAAGCAACAAUCGAGAUAUAGCACUUUGACAGCAGAGUCAAAUCAACAUCAGAGUGUUCGUGCUGAUAUCAACCAGGAUGACGCAGAAGUUGUUCACGCGCCAGAGCAAACUCCAAAACCAAGUGGUCACGGACAUGGGCAUGGUGAUGGGCCACUUGAGAUGGGGGAUGUGAUGGUGUACCAGGCUAUUCACACAAUCGAGUUUGUUCUUGGAUGUGUGUCACAUACUGCUUCAUACCUUCGUCUUUGGGCUCUUUCAUUGGCUCAUGCUCAGCUCUCUGAUGUUCUCUGGACAAUGGUUUUCCGUAAUGCAUUCGUUUUGGAUGGAUACACUGGAGCUAUUGCCACUUACAUUCUCUUCUUCAUCUUUGGAUCGUUGUCAGUGUUCAUUUUGGUACUCAUGGAAGGUCUUUCCGCAUUCCUUCACGCUCUUCGUCUUCAUUGGGUCGAGUUCCAAUCAAAGUUCUAUGGAGGGCUUGGAUAUGAGUUCGCUCCAUUCUCAUUCGAAAAAAUCCUUGCUGAAGAGCGUGAAGCUGAGGAGAAUCUCUAAGAUCACCUCGGCCACUUCAAACAGUGUGACAUCGACGUUCGACAAAUCUUUAAUUAUUUAUUUCUAGUAGAUAUAUACUUCUAUUUGAAUAUUGUGUCGUGUUGUGCUUUUUUCUUCUUGUGUUUGUGCAUAGAGUUUCCCCUCAUCCCCCAGCCAUCUCCUUUCUCUAAAAUUGUUCCAUUUUCCUUUCGGUGACCAGAAUCUGAAUUUUCUUCUUCUCGCAUUUUUAAAAUUCAUCUUAUUUUCUUCUAAAUUCUUGCUUCCUGUCUCUAUUUCUUUUCAUAUUUCAGUCUAGUUCUCUUCUAUUGUGAUGACUUUAUGUAUUUCUUCUUAAUUUAUUCCUUUUCUUGAAAGUACCGAUCGCUCGGGAUUUCCAUUUUCGCCAAUAUUUUGUAUUUCGGUAUUGCAAGCUUUCUAAUCAUUUAGUAAAUCAUAUUUUUAUUUUAAGUUUUUUCUUUUCGUAAAUUUAGUUUGUCUCGAAUUUUCGAUUGCCGAUCGUCAUCGCCACUAACCGUUGAAUAAAUAAGUUGAUUGC